AAGAACCUCCAGGAGGAGAUCUCAGACCUGACAGAACAGUUGGGCUCCAGUGGGAAGAGUAUCCAUGAGCUGGAGAAGAUUCGGAAACAGCUGGAGGCAGAGAAGCUGGAACUGCAGUCUGCCCUGGAGGAAGCAGAGGCCUCCUUGGAACAUGAGGAAGGAAAGAUUCUCCGGGCACAGCUGGAGUUCAACCAGAUCAAAGCAGAGAUUGAACGGAAGUUGGCAGAGAAGGACGAGGAGAUGGAGCAGGCCAAGCGCAACCACCUACGGGUGGUGGACUCCCUGCAGACCUCCCUCGAUGCUGAGACCCGCAGCAGGAAUGAGGCCCUUCGGGUGAAGAAGAAGAUGGAGGGAGACCUCAAUGAGAUGGAGAUCCAGCUGAGCCAUGCGAAUCGCAUAGCUGCAGAGGCCCAGAAGCAAGUCAAGACCCUACAGGGCUUGCUGAAGGACACCCAGAUCCAACUGGAUGAUGCAGUCCGAGCCAACGAUGACCUAAAGGAGAACAUUGCCAUCGUGGAACGCCGUAACAACUUGCUCCAGGCAGAGCUUGAGGAGCUACGGGCUGUGGUGGAGCAGACAGAGAGGGCCAGGAAGCUGGCUGAGCAGGAACUCAUUGAGACCAGUGAACGGGUGCAGCUGCUCCACUCCCAGAACACCAGCCUAAUCAACCAGAAGAAGAAGAUGGACGCAGACCUGUCUCAGCUCCAGACGGAAGUGGAGGAGGCAGUCCAGGAGUGCAGGAACGCCGAGGAGAAGGCCAAGAAGGCCAUCACGGACGCAGCCAUGAUGGCUGAAGAGCUGAAGAAGGAGCAGGACACCAGCGCCCACCUGGAGAGGAUGAAGAAGAACAUGGAGCAGACCAUCAAGGACCUGCAGCACCGGCUGGACGAGGCUGAGCAGAUCGCCCUCAAGGGCGGCAAGAAGCAGCUGCAGAAGCUCGAGGCCCGGGUGCGGGAGCUGGAGAACGAGCUCGAGUCGGAGCAGAAGCGGAACGCCGAGUCAGUCAAGGGCAUGAGGAAAUGCGAGAGGCGCAUCAAGGAGCUCACCUACCAGACAGAGGAAGACAGGAAGAACCUGCUUCGGCUGCAGGAUCUGGUGGACAAGUUACAACUGAAAGUCAAGGCCUACAAGCGGCAGGCUGAGGAAGCAGAGGAACAGGCCAAUACCAAUCUGUCCAAGUUCCGGAAGGUCCAGCAUGAGCUCGAUGAGGCCGAGGAACGGGCUGACAUUGCUGAGUCCCAGGUCAACAAGCUUCGGGCCAAGAGCCGGGACAUUGGUGCCAAGGGCUUGAAUGAGGAGUAGCCAGGCCACAAUGUCCUGCACUGAUCUGGAGGUGCAAUUAUGGGCCCUCUCAACUCCACGGUCCCUGUACAAUAGACCCUGCCU
Vombatus ursinus (common wombat) is the source of this 1386-nucleotide messenger RNA. RefSeq names its product myosin-7. The record is from RefSeq and is a predicted model, not a curated record. The annotation marks the transcript as partial. Gene Ontology annotation, cellular component: myosin complex. NCBI's taxonomy places the organism in Eukaryota, Metazoa, Chordata, Mammalia, Diprotodontia, Vombatidae. The transcript has 9 exons.